Molecule: messenger RNA, 7034 nt
Organism: Oreochromis aureus
Lineage: Eukaryota; Metazoa; Chordata; Actinopteri; Cichliformes; Cichlidae
Gene: pgbd5
Product: piggyBac transposable element derived 5
Exons: 7
Coding region: 394-2037 (547 amino acids)
Biological process (GO): non-replicative DNA transposition
Cellular component (GO): nucleus
Molecular function (GO): transposase activity
Source: RefSeq, a predicted model, not a curated record
UCUACUCUCUCUAUUCCUCGGAGUGGAUAAAUAACUGGCUGGUCUCUCAACCCGGAUGCUGUGCCAUAACUAUUGAUGAUUUUGCCCAGUGAGCACCGCUGUGGGCAGAGCAAGGGAGCGGAAAUAUUCCAGUACCCUUGAAGCGGACAGCUGCCACCGGAUCUACACUCUGCUGACCGCCGGGCUCCGCAUCCGAGCCGGGACGGCAGGUGGAUCAUAAUUCAUACCAAACACAGGGGAGGGUGUGAUCGCCACACUGAAGGCAAAAACGUCCCCUGCUCCUGCAAGAUCGUGACCACUUGCACGCCACUGAGGAGGUAGUGAAAGGGUGAGAAAGAGGGUGGAAGAAAGAGAAAGGGGGGAGGAGAGAGGAGCAUCACUACAGAGAGAGAGAUGGCGGAGUGCGGGCGGAAGGCGCUGUCUCUCCUGGAAGCGGCCCGCUCCCGGUACGAGAGCCUGCAGAUAUCCGACGACGUGUUCGGCGAGUCCGGGGACGACAGCAGCGACAAUCCCUUCUACAGCACCUCCGGAGACUCCGACUCUGAUAACUACAUAGCCGAGGUAGGUGAGGAGGAUCAGCAGCAGCAGCAGCAACAGCCACCGCAGCAGCAGCACCACCACCACCAUCACCACCAGAAACGAGGCGAUAAGGAGAGUGGACACAGCGGGGGAACAGGAGGUGGCAGCGCAGCAGGACCCCCCGGCUCCUUAUCCCGUAGUCAGGCAGAGGAAGAGGGCUGGACGGAGACUCUGCAGGAUGUCACGGUCCCGCCGUACAAUGAUACAUACGGACCUGCUCAAAAGAUGCCGGCCACCGCUACAGCCUUGGACUUUUUCCAGCUCUUUGUCCCGGACAACUGCAUCCAAAACAUGGUCACUCAGACUAACAUGUACGCCAAGAAGUUUCAGGAGCGGUUCGGCUCAGACGAAGGCUGGCGCCCCGUCACGGCCCAGGAGAUGAAGGCGUUCCUGGGCUUUGUCACCUCCACCAGCGUGCACCGCUGUGAGUCAGUGCUCAGCAUCUGGAGCUCGGGCUUUUUCAGCAACCAAAGCAUCGCCUUGAAGAUGAGUCAGUCGCGUUUUGAGAAGAUCCUCAAGUACUUCCACAUUGUGGCUUUCCGGCCAUCACAAGGAAGCAACCAGGGCCUUUACAAGAUCCAGCCCUUCCUGGACUCGCUGCAGCAGUCCUUCAGCUGCACUUUCAGACCAUCACAAACACAGGUUCUUCAUGAGCCCUUGAUAGAUGAGGACCCAGUGUUCAUCACCACUUGUACAGAAAGAGAGCUGAGGAAGAGGAAGAAGAGGAAGUUCAGCCUCUGGGUUCGACAGUGCACCUCCACCGGUUUUAUCUGUCAGAUCGCAGUCCAUCUGAAAGACGGCCAGGGUACAGAUGGUCUGGCCACCUUGAAGAACAAACCUCAGCUCCACAGUCUUGUGGCUAAGCAGCUCUGCCAGAACAUUUCCGGAAAAAACGCCAUCAUCUUCACUGGGCCAUCCAUCACGAGCCUCAGCCUCUUCACAGAAUUCAGCAAACAAGAUAUCUAUUGCUGUGGUUUGCUUAGCACCAGGAAGAGCGACUGUACAGGCUUACCGCAAAGCAUGCUGGUCUGUGGCUCCACGCCUGCUCAGCGUGGCCAGUCUCGCAUAAUGAUGAAAGGCAGCAUGUCGCUCAUCAGCUGGUACAACAAAGGACACUUUAAGUUCCUUGCCAAUGCCUAUUCCCCAACAAAAAAAGGGCUGAUCAUUAAGAGGAAAAGCGGGGAGAUCCCGUGUCCUUUGGCUGUUGAGGCCUUUGCGGCACACCUCAGCUACAUCUGCAAAUACGACGACAAGUAUAGCAAGUACUUCAUCUUCCACAAGCCUAACAAGACAUGGCAACAGGUGUUCUGGUUGAGCAUCAGUAUUGCCAUCAACAACGCAUACAUCCUAUACAAGAUGUCUGACGCCUACACAGUCAAACGCUACAGUCGAGCACAGUUUGGAGAGAGACUGGUCAGAGAGCUGCUUGAUCUAGACGACUGCUCCCCCACGCAGUGAGGAAGAGAAGGAGGAGGUUGAUGAAGACAGAAGGAGCUCACAACAAAAAUACUUAACACAACCCCCCCCCCACACACACACAUACAUUCACGCUCAACCUUACAGACUUUGCAGUCUGUGUCUAUGUGAUAAUACUGAAGCAGUGCCAAGCCUAUUUCUCUCUUCCUAUAGUGGUUUUUGUGGCUCUGUAAAUAUUCAUUAACACACAACUGCAUACUACACAAUAAUCGUGAGCCAUGAGACUCGACUGCAAUCAUUAACCCCGCAGAUUUACUAAGGAUUUGUCAACAGGAGCUUUUUCACAAGCAGAGCUGAAUGAUGGAACAGGAAAAGCAAGAAGAUUUCACUCCUAAAUGAUGUCAGCUUCAAGUUUUAACCAGUUAAAUUAUUUAUACAAGCCUGAAUGAAACUUCUGUCCAAACACCAUAACCGUCAGGCUGAAAGGCUACAUGUAGCUCAAUAUUUACACUCUGCAAAAACACCUGUAACAAAGUCUUAGUAAACCAGGAAUAAGGUGUGUUCACACGCUGCAUGCGUUAAGAAUCUCGAUUGUGAUGUUUACUUGUUCGGUGUGAAAAUGAUUUCUGCUCCAGGUGAGUUUUGAAAAUUUGUACGUGUGUAUUUAGUAAGUGGAAACUGCCGUUUGUGUGUGCGACAUUGAGCCAGAGGAUGUAAAUGUAUGGCUUUUGUGACCCAGAUGUGUUGUUGCUGCAUAUUGUACCUAUGAGAGAAAGACUGUCAGUCGCUAUAAAGCCACACCCAGCAGUGUGCCACAGCUUCACAGCCUCCCAGAAAAGACCAAAAAGAGUCUUUAAAAAGUUCCUGCUUCCAGUUUUUUUAAUUGUAAUAAGUAAUAUGAAAUAAACGGCAAUAAAGUUAAAGCUAGGAAAACGUAUUCCUAGGUUUUGUUUUGUUUAUCAAAGAGUUUGCUUCUUGAACUCAGGUUAACUGUGUGUGUAGGUGUUGAUUUUAUUUGACCACAGAAAUUAACAACUCCACAACUGUUACCAAAUAUUACCCAAUCCUGAUUGGUACACAUAUAUAUAUGUGACUUUUUUCCAUAGGAUUGAAAGGCCUAUACAAAGGAAGCAAUUAAUAGAAUAGAAAACAGGCAUUCAGGGUCUUUAACAACAACUCUAACAACAAAUGCUGUCACAUCUGCGUCCCGCUUUUGUACCAAGAACACUUUUUUUUUUUUUUUUUUUUUGGCAGGAAACUCGUCAUAAUCAUGUGAUUCAUUACACUUUAGUGUACUUUAGCUUUGCAAGGAAGAACAUGCUCAAAUCUCCUCGAUUAAAUGAGCCAGUGUUGCUAGGCAAUGAGUAUAAUCUUGGCCAAUGGACAGGGGUUUGGGUAACAUUCCUUGGCAGCGCUUAGGUCCAGAAAGCAAAAACUAAAUCACUGGUGGCUUAUAAAACGUCUUAACAAAACAAAUGUUUGAACAAAUUAUAUUCUUUUUCUCAGUUGUUUUUGGCACAUUUCACCAAACAUUAUUUCUCAGCACAUUUUUGAAAAAUGCACGUCCCAAAACUUUAGUCUGUCAGUGAAUAAUGCUCUGCCCUCACAAAUCACACCACGGUAAACCGAGACGCUGAAAACUAAUUUUUCAUCAGAAUGACCGACUAGAAGUGUGUUCCUAAUCUUUGUCAUUUCCAAAAGGUUUUUCCCAACUUCUUUUCAAUGACUGAAAAUGUACAUAGCACAAUACAGAACAAAAAAACGUCUCCCUUUGCAGGUUUUGCCUGUUUCUAACAACCUGCUGUAACUCUGUAGCUCUAUAAAUGUGUUUUAUAGCACUCUUACUCCUGAAUUACACCUUUAUGCUAACCUGAUCGUGUAUCCCAUUGGUUGAUCUGAGAGGAAUGUGUUAAACCAAACACCAUGAAGCUUCUUACUUUGGAGUGUAAAACUAAAUAUAAAGAAAGCUGACCUGCCUCGAACAAAAAGACACAUACACUUAACUGUUAAAAAUUCUAGACAAUAGUGAUUAGUCAUCAGGCUAAAUGUGCUAAAUGAUUUGCAGUACGCCACCAGUUCACAACAUCCCACGCUAAAGAGUUUAGACACGACAGAAAGAAACUUUCUUAAAGCCCCUGAAAACUUUGUUUCAAACUUUUUUUUUCCUAAAGACCAGAAAGCAAAAGUGAGCGAAAUACAGUCUACGUUCAAUACAAAGUGACAGUGAGGAUGCCGUUUGAUUUGAACAACAGAUUGUACUUACAAGAGCUUAAUUCACACAUUCUCAAACUCUAAUUGGUGUAAAGGCAUACAUGCCAUUACGAAAGACUAACAACUAAAGUUCAAGCGCCACUUUGAUGCUGUUAUACGGGUUCAUUUGCAAACAAAGAAUCAUUCUGUUGUGGACAAAUAACCAAAAUUUGUAAAGGAUUUCAUGUUGUUUCAAUAUGUUCAACUGUCAUUCAGUAAAUGAGCCAAAAACACCCCCCAGGCUAUAACACUGCUGUCUGUAGCUUUAACAAGGACAAGGUCAACACUUUAUUGUUGUGCUGGAACGUGUUAUGAAGACUGUAAGUGAAAGGUGUCGGCGCGUGCUUGCCCCAUCAGCAUGGUUCAAAGUGUGUAUUCAUAUACUGGUAUGAUGACAGUCUUUAUGCUGGUAAAGCAGGGUUGCUGAGCGAAUUGGUCCCACCCCCGUCACAGUCUUGCACUUUGAGGAGAGCUAUAAAGUUAGCAACACACAUAUUAAAUAAUAAUUUUAGUUUUGAUUUCAAAUUGAAAAAAUAAAUGAUUCUCUGCUCUCACAGAUGAUUUUUGUAAAUAUUAGUAGAUACAUGAAAUAGAUUGUAUUAAAAGAAAAUACACCAAUGAUAUACGAAUGAAAUUUAAUGACUGUAACCAAAACAGAGAAUUCUACUUCCACUGUAGAUUUAGAGAAAGUGCAGUACUGUACGUCUGUGUAUAUUUUGUUUACAAAUUACUGUGAGUGUAUGUCCAUAAUCACACUCUUACUGACACUCAAGAUUGUGAUUUCUUAUUAAUCUUUUUCACUAAUCCAAAGCAUUGUUGUCACCGUUACUCUUGCCUGUGUGUGUGUGUGAGAAACCCACUGAAUGUCGUAGCAUUGUUCACCCCGAAGUAACACUCUGAAUCUUAGCAGGCUCUUCUGUUGUGUCAAAUGUUUGUCAACUCCUCCUUUGAUUACAAUAUUUGAUAUCCACAGAUUUGUUGUGUAGUUUGCCAUUCACUUGAAGUGUAUCAUAAUAUCGACAUGAAAUACAGACGUGGACAUUGUAGAAGCGGUCUGCCACCGUGCUGCAUUCAUUGGCAACUCAGAAUUUACACUCUCCAACCUGAAACAAUGAAAGUAAAUUGUACCAUUAGAUGGAUUUUGUUUUUAAUAACGCAAAUUGUGCAUUUUGCAUCAUUUACACAGAAAAUGCAAAGUAACUCUUGCUACUAUUACAGUGCUACUGAUGAGCACUUGUGGUUCAUAGAGUUUUUUUCUAUUAUGCAAGGGUAAGGACAGAAUUUUUAAUUUUAACUCUUUAGGGAAUGAAGAAUUAAUUUCUAUACAGAUGAAUUAAAAAGUUCCAUUUCCAUACCCCUGUUUUUAUGCACAUUUUUAAAACAAUAAGAUUCAAGGUUUGACUGGAGCUCUUAAUUGUGUCAGCCUGCUGCUAUUUAAAUAAUCGGUUACUGCAGAGGUGUUUAUGCUAAAAAAAAGUCCAGCUCUCUAUCAUUAUCCCCGUGCAGUAACUAUCUGAGUGAUUGUUAUGGGUCACUGUGUAUCAACACUACAUCUAUUGGUGUGAGUUUUUGAACACAUUUCAAGACCAUUAAUAGAUUAGACAGGCUCUAAUGUAUUGGUUAACUUUAUGCAUCUCUCCAUCAUUUUCUUUGACUUAUCCAGUUCACGGUUGCAGGGUGGAGUGUGUCUCAGAUGUCAGAGGUUAAAAAGUGAGGUAUAUCCUGGGCAGGUUACCAGUCUAUUGCAAGGCGUUCAUUUUAUCUGUUAAUAAAUAAUAAUAAAACAUCCCAGUCACUGUCAAUAGAUUGCUAUUUUGGAGAAAAGGGUAUGGCUAAGCCCCUUAAGGCCAGAAAUCUUGACAUCUGAUUGGCAUUUAAAGCCUUAAAAAACUUAAACCAGAACACAGUGGGUCUUACUACAAACAUGUGAGUGUUUUGUGUCUUUUCACUUUUGAAUUAAGUCUAAUAUCUUCCAUUAAUGAUCAUACACCUAGACAUAAUAUGUAGAUGUGAGAAAACAAGAUGUAAAUUAUAAAGAAGGGAAUACUGUGGAGCCAUUAGGUCAGAAAUAUUUGCCUUUCAUGUGGAUUCGUCAGGAAGAAAAAAUGUUGCCCAAACGUUAACUGCAUGUAAAUUAUGUACAAAAAGAUAACAUGAAAUUAGUCAGACUCAUUUCAUGUGUGUUUGUGCGUUGUGUGCUGGUUUAUCAUCUCCACACAGUGUCUCACAGAUGUCUGUCGCUAUCUGUGAGACAGAUGUAAUACUGAAGCAUUUUGAUGAGCGAUAGCUUUGGACAUGUUAAAGAUUUAAAGUGACUGACCUCAGGGCUUCAUAACUAACUGCUGUACAAUAUAUUCACUCACACAAACAGCAUAUAUACAGUACUUCUAUACCCUUAUCAGGUGCUUUCAAACCACUGUAGAUUUAUUGCUCUAAUCAGGAGCUUUUUUGCAAGAGUUGUACCGCUAUUAUUUCCAGAUAAAAUGUCAGAAAUAACAAUAUUACUAAGCACCAAAAUGUGGUAAAAAUGUUCCGCUUCCCAUGAUUCUGGUUUGAAAUGGUGGCUGCAGGAUGUGGCAUUAGCGAUUACUGUGGGCUAAGUGUUAUCUAGCUUCACAGAAGUGCCAGAAGGAUGUGUGUAUGUGCAUGUAAUGUUAAAGCUGGCUGUGUUUAAAAAACAAAUGUAAUAACCGGUGUAUGCUGGACCAAAUAACUUUCUAAAAUGUGUGUGGUGAUGAGCUGUACAACGUUGUCGUGUAAAUGUGUUUUCAUUAAAACACCACUCAUAA